CCGUGGCAACGCAGGUGUUGGUGGAUCCCAUUGCACACGUAACCUAUUGCAGGACAGGACACCCAUAUUCACUCCCUGGAGCUGCUGUUUGUGUGGUGCUGUCACCUCUUGCCUGCUGGGUCCCACAGGGCUGACUCCCUGAGGUGUUCGGCUCUGUUCCUGGCUCACCAUGGUGGACACAGUGGGGAAACCGGAGCACUCAAAGCCACCUGUGUCACUGGACAUGUACAAGAGUUUGUACAAGAAGGACUAUCAGUGGUGUGAGGAGUACAAGCUACCCAGCGACAUACAGAAGCUGCAGGUUGCAGAUGCCCAGCUAAAAGCCAAGGAGUUUGCUGUACCCCAGGAGAGGCCAGUGAUACCCUACAGCGACAGCGUUGUUAGGCAGAGGAGGGAAGUCAUCCCAGCACCGAGCGUCGAAGCCAUCAGUCAUGAUGAUGGUGCAGGAGGGAGGAUGCCAGACAGCAGCAGAGCCUUGCGACAGGGAAAGCACUUUGCUUCCCUCCUUCCUGCUGCAGAAAGCUACCUACCAAAGCACUACCCUGCCUCUCAACUGGCAGAGAAGGCAGAGAAGCUGCAGGCUCUCAGUGAGCUGGAGAAUGAGCUGUCUUGUUGCCAGCAUCUUCCAGUGGCUGCUCAGGCUGCUGGGACAGCAGGGAAGCUGCUCCCCAGGCGGAAGCUGGUCCCGGCCUGGGCCACCUACCAGCAGUUCAUCAGGGAGACCAGCCGGAAAAGCCAGAAUAAUGGUCUGCAAAUCAAGCUCAGGAAUGUGGGCUCCUCUGUUCUGGCUGGAGACUGCUCUGCCCAUGACUGGAGAACUACCUACAACACAGAUUUCAAGCGCAGGCCAGCCUGUGGUGGACAUUGUAAAGGACAUAUGAACCUUUCUCACAUUUUCCUCAAAGAUGUGCUCCACAAGAACCACUGGGUAUCCGAGUACAAUGACGCCUAUAGCAUUUUCUUGCGGAGGCUGAGAUGGUCAUCUGAGACCUCUGAUAUGGGGCUGUGCUCUGGGAAAGGGAUUGAGAUGGACGCAGCCCAGUGACUGGUGCUGCAGGUGACCAUGCUCCUUGUGCCCCAAAGCUGUCUGUGUGAUACCGUCCAUCAGAGAUCCUGAAAGCCUGGAAACCUCCUCUCUUUCUUGCAAACCACCACCGUGUCUAUCAAAUGUGAAAUGUUUGUCAGAGGCCUUUUGAAGCACAUAUUAUUAAAAUCUUCUCAGAACCCCAGCUUUUUUUCAUUGUCAGAAAAGGCUUUUUUUGGG
Messenger RNA from Pezoporus occidentalis (night parrot), 1264 nucleotides. RefSeq lists its product as uncharacterized. The coding region runs from base 170 to 1045 and encodes 291 amino acids. NCBI's taxonomy places the organism in Eukaryota, Metazoa, Chordata, Aves, Psittaciformes, Psittacidae. The record is from RefSeq and is a predicted model, not a curated record. The transcript has 8 exons.